CCAACAUUUUCAGUGGCACAGGGAGGACCGCAUGAAAGUUGUGCCCGUCUCUGUGUGGCUGCUCGUUGCGCUGAGCCAGAGACUCCGCCCCUUUACGAGCAUCAGGACACCUUGAGCACAACAAAGCAUGUGUCGCUGCGAAACGUCGUUCCUCCCCUGAACGUGCGGAAUAUACGCCAGCAGAUUAUCGGAUAUUUUUGGGGCUCCCUUUUCGACUCCCUUGAUGCUACACCCAGAGUAGUGGCUACCAUGACAACAGAGGCGAGUGCUGUGAACGAGGCCGACACCGAGGGCAAGCAGAAGAGCGGCCGCGCUCCGCAAGAACCCGAACCCGUGCAGCAGGAGGCGACCGCGACUGAGCAGGAGGGGGAGCCGUCAAGCAAGAAGGCCCAGGAGCAGGCGGCUGAGCCUGGGCCUGCACCUGUAGCCACCUCCCCUGAGGAGGAGCAGCUAAAGCCUCGUACCAGGACCUCUGCCGGCAAGGGCCUCUCGCGCCUCUUCUCCUCUUUCCUCAAACGGCGCUCUCAGUGCUCGGAGGGCGAGGGCUUCGAGGCAGAGAAAGCCAGCGACGAAAAGGCAGACAAAGAGAAAGCUGACAGCCCUGAAGGAGAGAAGGUGGAAGAGGUGAAGAGUGAGGACAAGGAGACUAAAGCUGUGGAGGACAAACCAGAAACCAAAGAAGUUAAAAAGAAAGAAGAAGAGAAAAUACAAGAAAAAGAGGAGAUAAAGAAAGUGGAGGAAAAGGUUGAGAAGAAAGGCAGUAAAAAGAAAAAGAAAGAAGGGAAGAAGAAAGCCGAGGAAAAGGAUGAAGUCAAAGUGAAAAGGGACGAGACACAAAAGGAGGAAGAAAAGUCAGAAAAGCAAGAGGAGAAAAAGGAGGAAAAGGUGAAGACAAGUCUAGAGAAGGAGGAGGCAAAAGCUGAGACAAAAGAAGAAGAAAAGAAGCAAACCACUGAGGUCAAAGACAACAAAGGGGCAGAGGCCAGGAAGAAAGACGAAGGAAAGGUAGACAAGAAGGAAGCAAAGAAAAAGGAAAAGGAGGAAAAGCUGAAGAAAAAGGAAGAGGAAAAGGCCAAAAGAAAAGCAGAGGAGGAGUAG
Messenger RNA from Fundulus heteroclitus (mummichog), 1098 nucleotides. Its product is annotated as ABC transporter F family member 4-like. The record is from RefSeq and is a predicted model, not a curated record. The transcript has 3 exons. Lineage: Eukaryota; Metazoa; Chordata; Actinopteri; Cyprinodontiformes; Fundulidae. Bases 250 to 1098 code for a protein of 282 amino acids.